Molecule: messenger RNA, 1731 nt
Organism: Opisthocomus hoazin
Lineage: Eukaryota; Metazoa; Chordata; Aves; Opisthocomiformes; Opisthocomidae
Source: RefSeq, a predicted model, not a curated record
AUGUCCAAAGUGGCCAAAUAUCGGCGACAAGUUAGUGAAGAUCCGGACAUUGACAGUUUGUUGUCUACUCUGUCUCCGGAGGAGAUGGAAGAGCUAGAAAAGGAGCUGGACGUGGUGGAUUCGGAUGGAAGCAUCCCUCUGGAGCUCAGUCAGAAAAACCAAACAGAAAAUUCCCAGCCUGCCGACGCGACGCUCAACCACCGCGAAAAGGAGACCAGGAAAGCUAUUCAGAGGGAACACUCGAUAGAUGAAAGCCGGGCGAGCGAGAAGAACAAAGGGGCCAAGAAUGAAGAAGAAAAGGGAAAGGAAGCUCCUUCCAAAGACCUGGCCCGGAAACGAGAUACGAAAGUGGGGAAGGAUUCUAAAAAGGAAGAAAGCGUCCAGAAAACAGACCCGAAAGUUAAAGCUGAGGCUGAGACCAAGACCAAAGAGGAGAAGGCUAUCAACGACAAAGUCAAGGCCAUGGAGAGAAAGCUGCUGGGGAAGGACAAAAAGGAGGAAGAGAAGAGCUCAGCGUUGAAGAAGGGUGCAGGGAAGGAUAAAAAGGAGGAAGAGAAGGGCUCAGCGUUAAAGAAGGACGUAGAGAAGGAUAAAAAGGAGGAAGAGAAGAGCUCAGCAUUAAAGAAGGAUGCAGGGAAGGAUAAAAAGGAAGAAGAGAAGGGCUCAGCAGCAAAGAAGGAGACGGGGAAGGACAAAAAGGAAGAAGAGAAGGGUUCUGUGUUGAAGAAGGGCACAGGGAAGGACAAAAAGGAGGAGGAAAAGAGUUCGGGAUCAAAGAAAGAGUCAGGAAAAGACUCAAAGGGUGAAGAGAAGAAAGAAAAAGAUAAACAAGAAGAGGAGAAGAGUUCAGCUUUGAAAAAAGCCAAGGCAGACGAGAAGGAGAAACCCCAGCCGGAGGCAGAGAAGGCAGCAGAGGAGAAGCAGGAGGCCAAGGCGGCAGCCGAGAGCGGCCCUGCCAAGCCCACCACCGGCAGCUCCGCAGAUCAGGCCAAGGAGGACGAAGCCUCCAGCAUUUUCGACGAGCUCAUCGAGAAGGUGAAGAACAACGACGCCGAGGUCACCGAAGUGAACGUGAACAACUCGGACUGCAUCAACAACGAGACCCUGGUGCGCUUCACCGAGGCCCUGGAGUUCAACACCGUGGUCAAGCUGUUCGCCUUGGCCAACACCCGCGCCGACGACCACGUGGCCUUCGCCAUCGCCAUCAUGCUGAAGUCCAACAAGGUGCUGACGAGCAUCAACCUGGACUCCAACCACAUCACGGGCAAGGGCAUCCUGGCCAUUUUCCGGGCGCUGCUGCAGAACAACACGCUGACGGAGCUGCGUUUCCACAACCAGCGGCACAUCUGCGGGGGGAAGACGGAGAUGGAGAUCGCCAAGCUCUUGAAGGAAAACACCACGCUUCUGAAGCUGGGCUACCACUUCGAGCUGGCCGGGCCACGCAUGACGGUCACCAACCUGCUGAGCCGCAACAUGGACAAACAGAGGCAGAAACGCCUCCAGGAGCAGAAACUGGCACAGGAACGUGGGGAGAAGAAGGAGCUACUGGAGGUGCCCAAGCCCGGAGCCCUGCCGAAGGGGUCCCCCAAGCCAUCCCCGCAGCCGUCCCCCAAGGACCCCGAUCCUUCCCCUGGGACCCACUCAGGACCCCAGUCCUGCCCCGAGGGCCCACCUAGGAUCUUGCUCCUGACCCAUGUGGGACCCUGGACCUGCCCAGAGGGACCUUCAUAG